UUGAUAUCGAUUAAGUUCAUGUUCCACUCUUGGAGACAUUCAUCUUCCAAUUACAAGACGGUCUACUUUCUUCUUGCUUGUUGGCGACCAUUUAUGUCACUGGAAAGAAGACAAUGGCAUCGCAUAGAAGGAGCAGGAGGCAAAACCAACGACAUCCUACAUGGCCUGUGUCAAUCAGGCAUCAAACACUCGGACACUAACGUUCUCUACUUUCCAGGCGACGUACAAGAGACAGAAGAGUAUAUGAAGAAAGGACCAAAUCAUGAGUGGAUCCAGUGGUCGUAUGAAACGACCGUUGAUCGUUUAUGCGAGAGAUUUCCGCGCUCAAAUACGUUUUUAGUUCGUCCGCGCCGUAUGGUCAAAGAAACGUUCAAUUGCUUCGAUCACUUCGUCAAUGGCAACCUUCUCGGCGCCCCGGAUCACGCAAACAGUUUUGGCGCGCUUCAUCACAUCACAGAAAUAGUUGGCAGACUGGAGAGCGACCUGGGGUUGUCACGUGACUGGAUGAUUGUCGGAUUCAGCCACGGCUGCGUUGUACUCAACCAGAUAUCUUACGAAAUAGCUGCACUAGAAGAAAUAGAUUCGAAACCGAGCGGAAAUGAAGAUUUUAAGAAAAGUUGUAAAGACCCGGAUGAUGACGUCAAUAUAUUAGAUGGUGUCUCAACACUAGCGGCUGAUUGGCUGAAGAGCCAUGACGUAACAUCAAUCCGGGACUUCAUAUCACGUAUAAAGGUAUUAUACUGGCUGGAUGGAGGGCAUUCAGGACAAGGAAACACGUGGAUUACUGAUGAUGCAACGAUUCGAGCACUCACUGUAAUACCAGACAUUCGAGUGCAUGUCACUCCAUAUCAGAUGAAAGACAAGACUCGACCUUGGCUCGAACGUGAGGAGAGACAAUUCGUCGACAAACUGAAAGGAUACGGAGGCAACGUGACCGAACAGAUGCACUUCAAAGACGAAGAGAAAUCUCUUAGUAUCCACUUCAAUCUUCUCCAGGAAUUUUAAAAGAAUUCGUCGCAUACCGGACCUUCCAGUUCCAAGUGGCCGCCACUCGACUGCCACACGAUAACGCACAAUUAUUGUGUGAGCUGUAG
Molecule: messenger RNA, 1094 nt
Organism: Corticium candelabrum
Lineage: Eukaryota; Metazoa; Porifera; Homoscleromorpha; Homosclerophorida; Plakinidae
Product: mitochondrial protein C2orf69 homolog
Exons: 2
Coding region: 19-1005 (328 amino acids)
Cellular component (GO): mitochondrion
Source: RefSeq, a predicted model, not a curated record